Molecule: messenger RNA, 1066 nt
Organism: Schistosoma turkestanicum
Lineage: Eukaryota; Metazoa; Platyhelminthes; Trematoda; Strigeidida; Schistosomatidae
Source: the annotation of a GenBank genome assembly
AUGACUGGGAGAAUAAAAAAUCAUACACCUUACAAUUCCAACAUUACUAUCACCUCUGACAGUACCAUCUAUAGCAAUAGUCUGCUGAUUACACCGAAUGGCAAGCGAAGAGGACGUAAACCAGGUUUAAAUAGUACAGUUGCACAACGCAGUGCAGCGAAUGCCAGAGAAAGAUCUAGAAUGCGCGUUUUAUCUGGUGCAUUUGUUGAAUUGAAAGGUGCACUACCAUGGGUUCCUAAAGAUACAAAACUUUCCAAGUUAGAUACUUUAAAACUGGCCGCUGGCUAUAUCGCCUACCUGAGACGUAUAUUAGACACAUCGGAAUCACACACAGUAAUUUCGCGACCAUCUGCUGAGCUAAUAGACGAAUCAGGAAUAGUAAGAACAGCUACAUCAUUAAAACUGUCGACUAGUCAGUCGAAUUUUGAAUUGAAUUCAAAUUUACACGAAAAUUCAUUACCGGAUACGAUCAAGUUAUUCAGCCUUUUUACUAAUAAUGGUGGUCUAAAGAAACACUGUUAUGAACAUUAUUCAAAAUAUACCUAUAAACAUGAAAAACGAAGGGGAAAAGAAGAAGAAGAGGAGGAGACCUUUUCAUCCCUUGUUGAUCAUAAUCAACAGCAUCAACAUCUUCUAAAUCAAGGUGUUAAUCAGCAGUAUUCUCAGUCAGAUGACUGCAUUGUUGAUCAUCAUCAGCAACAUAUUUCCUAUGUACUAGAUUAUCAGUAUGACCAGGAUCCAUCUCAGCAUAAUCAUCAUUUACAUAUCGUAAAUUCUGUCGGUUAUCAAAAUCCUAACUUAUUAUCAACAUCAACAUCAUCACCAUCACCGACUACAAUACAACCGGCCACAGAUGUAGAAUUUCCUACCAAUCAGUCAAUAAAUGAAGCAUUCAAUAGUGAUAAUAAUAACAACAGCAAUGAUAAUUCUAUUUAUUGUAUGGGAUAUGUGAGUAACAGCUGUUUAACUAUGAAAAAUAUCCCACCAAUUGUUCAUCCUGAAUUAUACCCUAAUCAACAUGAAUUUAAAUCAUCAAUAUCCUCAUAUCUUGAUAAUAUUUAUGUAA